Daktulosphaira vitifoliae (grape phylloxera) is the source of this 2212-nucleotide messenger RNA. RefSeq names its product elongation of very long chain fatty acids protein 4-like. The coding region runs from base 127 to 975 and encodes 282 amino acids. Gene Ontology annotation, cellular component: endoplasmic reticulum membrane. Gene Ontology annotation, biological process: sphingolipid biosynthetic process; very long-chain fatty acid biosynthetic process; fatty acid elongation, polyunsaturated fatty acid. Gene Ontology annotation, molecular function: fatty acid elongase activity. The transcript has 7 exons. NCBI's taxonomy places the organism in Eukaryota, Metazoa, Arthropoda, Insecta, Hemiptera, Phylloxeridae. The record is from RefSeq and is a predicted model, not a curated record.
UAUAUAUGUACAUUUUUCAAUUAAAAAGUGAUUUCUAGAAAAUCUUCAGUUGUAAAAAUAAUAAUUAUUUUAACAGAAUUUUUAUUAAAUAUAGUAAAAUUCAGUUUAUUUGAUGAAAUUUAAUUUAUGUUAAAAAUGUCAAACGAAACCCAUGGAAGUUUUUUUAAGGAAAUGCGUCUUACUUUUAUAGAUUUGAUCAAACAAGAAUUAGUUUAUGAUGAUGAAGUAGACUCUUGGAUGUUUAUGAAAAGUCCGUGGCCAAUAUCGUCUAUUUUAGUUAUUUACUUAUUAUUUGUAUUAAAAGUAGGUCCCAUGAUAAUGAAAAAAAGAAAGCCUCUGAAUUUGAAGAUGGUAAUGUUAUUUUACAAUAUUAUUCAAACAAUUUUCAAUGGCUACAUGGUUUUAUUGUUUUUCAUUACACCUGGAGCUAUCAGUUAUCAUUUCAAGUAUCUAUGUAACCCACUUCCAAGAAAUGCCAAUGUGUUUCUAAUGCAUGAGCUAAAUAAAGCGUCAUGGUAUUUUUUUAUAUCCAAAGUGAUUGACUUACUUGAUACUGUAUUCUUCGUUUUAAGGAAAAAACAAUCACAAGUUACCUCUUUACAUGUCUAUCAUCAUGUAAAUAUGGCAAUAACAUGUUGGGCAUAUUUAAAAUUUAUAAAAGGUGAACAAUUACUUUUCGGUGGUCUUCUUAAUUCAUUUAUCCAUGUUAUUAUGUAUAGCUACUACUUCUUAUCAGCAUUAGGACCUCAUAUGCAAAAAUAUUUGUGGUGGAAAAAGUAUUUGACUCGUAUGCAAAUUGUUCAAUUUCUUAUAAUAAUGACAUAUGAAGCAGGAUUGUAUGUGUUUGAUUGCAAGUUUCCUAAAUUAUUUGUGAUGUACGUAAUCGCUGAUCUCACUUUAUUUUUGUAUUUGUUUAUUAUGUUUUAUAUAAAAACAUACAAUCAACGACCUCAAUUAAAAGAACAUGUGAAUUAAUUCAUUGUUAUUAAUUAGUAAUUAACAUUAAUUUCUUAUAGUUAUUGUAAUUUAAGUAAUUCAUUUUAAAUGUUACCAUAAGUUUCAGUAGUCUAAAAACUGAACUUCAACAUUCAUAUAAUGAAAAAAACUAUUGUUUUGGCAUAGAAUUUAAUUUAAAAUAGUCGAUAAAUCUUUGAUUAAGAAGCAACACAUCUAUAUCAUUUUUGUUAAUUUUAUUGGUGAGGAAAAAUAGUUUUCUAUGUAAUUUAAAGUACUUGUGAUGAUUUUUUAUUAUUUGAUUACAGCGAUGCUUAUUGAUUUUAUAAAAAAUUUGAGAUCUUAUUCAAAUACCUGGGAAAUAUUAAAUAUUAUAUUACUAACGCAUUUUGACCAAAAUGUAAGAUAGUUGGGUUUGUUUCUUAAGCGAUCAAAUAUAGCAAAAUGUACAAUAUAACUCGUUGUAUAUAAAUCAAGUAAUUUAUUAAAAAAAUUGUGCAGUUAAAACUGAUAAAGACUACAAACGAAGUAUGUAUUGAUUGUAAUUUAUAUGUAUUUCUUAAUAUUUUAAAUGCAUCAUAUGGUGUAGGUAACACAAUUUUAAAUAGUCAGGGCAGGAUUUUGAAUUUGUAACAUGUAAUAUGUUAAACCAAAUGUAUCAAUUUUAAUAUUGCUUGAUAGAGGAUUCAUUGACAAUGACACUACUAACAUUAGAAACCAAAUAUUCAUUGUCUAAUGUCUACAUGUCUAAUUCUAUCAGCAUUUUCAUCUGUAGUAGAUUUCAGAACAUUAAAAGUAGAUGAUUUUGAGGUACUCAAAUUUAAUUCGCUUAUUAUAAACUCUUCAAAAUUAGUACAGGAUACACUACUAUUUUUAAGAUCAUUAAUUUCAGCUAAAAAAUGUGAAAUUAGUAGUUUUAAUUCGGGAAUAGUUCAUAAACCUUUUUGACAUGAUAGACAAAAUUAUUUCUACAUUUGAAUAUUUUAAGAAAUCAUUUUUUCUCACUGUCUGUAAGUGCAUAACACUGACUAUAUGCUUAAAAUCUAACACAAAUUUUAUUGUUACGUCUAAUUAAGAAAAAUUAAGAUUGCAUAUAAAACAAUUACAAACCAUAAUUAAGCCAAUUUUAAAACUAAUACAAGCGUACGUACAAAUAUUUGAUAGAAAAAAACAACUUAACAAUAUCACUAUCAGUAUACAACUCUAAUACGUCUUUUUAAAUAUAUAUUUUUUUAUCUAUGCGACAAGUACAUGAUAA